AUGGGAAAUACUCUCCCGGCAUGUUCGAAUGGUAUGAGGAGGUUCCUCUCAUACUUGGGAUCGUUUUGUUGCUCAUCCAAACACCCUACGCGUGUUGUCGUUGGUGGGGUCGAGUAUAACGUUGAGCGGUUACUGGGGGAGGGGGGCAGUGCCUACGUGUACAAGGGCCGGGAUACACGCUCCGGAAACUUCAUUGCCCUUAAGCGGUUUACAUUAAAGGAUCAUCAAUACAAGACACAGUGUAUGGAGGAGGUGGCAUUACAUCGCUCAUUAUGUCCACACUCUUCCAUUAUUACAUUUUAUGACUCGGAUAUAGUGAAACGGCCAGGGCCUAUUCUCCCAGAGCUUUGGAUUGUCAUGGAGCUUUCCGAAGCUCCUACGCUGGCAAAUUAUAUCAACAUACGCAUGGCGGUGAAGCAGUCUUUUACGAUUCGUGAGGUGUACGAGAUCAGUCAUGUUGUCGUGGGUGUCAUUGCCCACAUGCACAGCCAGUCGCCUCCGGUUUCUCACUGGGAUAUUAAAGCAGAGAAUUUUCUCUUUGAGGACUCGCAAAAUCUGAAACUGUGCGACUUUGGAAGUGCCUCACGUUUAUAUUAUGAACCACAGAAUGCGCUUCAUGUCUCCAUAGCCGAGGCGGAGUUGGGUGAACGCAUGACGCUGCUUUACCGCCCGCCCGAGUCGCUGGAUCUUUGGUCACGGCAGCGGGUAGACACGAAGUGUGAUAUAUGGAGCCUGGGGGUUUUGAUUUAUUUACUGAUUUUCUUUGAGAUGCCAUUUGAGGCCAAUGUCAUGGAAAUUAUGGACGGCAUCCCACGAAGAUUUCGAGAGGGCAACUUGGAGGAGGUCCCCCGUGAGGAAUUCAAGCCCGUGGUAGAAAUUGUGAGAACAAUGAUGUUAGUGAAGGAUCCAGUGAAGCGUGCGGACAUUUUUGAUGUCUCACAACGUCUCAGUGCGCUCUCCCACAUCCCUCCCAUCCCUCGUCCCAGGCCUGGGUACCAGCGUCCCCAGGAUUCACGGUUUUAA
Molecule: messenger RNA, 1023 nt
Organism: Trypanosoma cruzi
Lineage: Eukaryota; Euglenozoa; Kinetoplastea; Trypanosomatida; Trypanosomatidae
Product: protein kinase, putative
Exons: 1
Coding region: 1-1023 (340 amino acids)
Biological process (GO): protein phosphorylation
Cellular component (GO): cytoplasm
Molecular function (GO): protein serine/threonine kinase activity; ATP binding
Source: RefSeq, a predicted model, not a curated record